Haplochromis burtoni (Burton's mouthbrooder) is the source of this 2601-nucleotide messenger RNA. It is a transcript of the gene sprn2, whose product is annotated as shadow of prion protein 2. The coding region runs from base 279 to 806 and encodes 175 amino acids. The transcript has 2 exons. The record is from RefSeq and is a predicted model, not a curated record. NCBI's taxonomy places the organism in Eukaryota, Metazoa, Chordata, Actinopteri, Cichliformes, Cichlidae.
ACUCGGAGAGUUAAAUAAUUCAGAUAAAAUUAGAAACGCAAAUGUUAAGCCCGCGCUCUCAGGUAUUUAUGCGUGAUGUCGGCAGCACCAGCAGCUUACUGCACAGUCAGCCAAUGAGGUGAUUGAGAUUGUCUGACGGAUAACAGGCUGGCCCUGAAACAUACUUUCCCACAGACAAGAAAAGGAGUCUGAGCUGCAAACAUCACUUUUGGCUUCAGCUUCCCAAAGAGGAAUACCAUCCAAAUCUCCGCCACACAAAAAAAUAUUAAUUUCACAGGAUGAAAAUCACGUUGGAAAUGCACAAACUUUCCACAGUGGCCCUCUGUGUGCUGCUCCUGGCCACACUGUUACCCGGCUCCGAGGCCCGCCGUGGACGUGGAGGUGGUGGGUUCAGCCGAGGAGGAGGAGGCUACAGCCGGGGGUGGGGAGGUCAGCCCUACAGACCACCGCCUGUCCAGAGCAGUGGCCCCAGUGCCGGGAAAGUAGCUGGGGCAGCUGCUGCAGGAGCAAUAGGAGGAUCCAUGCUCGGCUCUGCCUUGAGCCGUCCUGGGUAUGGGUAUGGGUAUGGCGGAGGAUUCGGAGGAUACGGUGGAUAUGGUGGAUAUGGAGGGUAUGGAGGAGGUUAUGGAUACCCACGAUACGGAGGUGGUCACGGCUAUGGCCCCCGCCCUGGCUACGAGCCAGAGGGCUCUGGUGAUGUAGAGUACUACACCGGAGCAUCCAGUGGCCCAAUCUACAACAGCAUCAUUGUUGUCAUUGGCUCCCUAAUGUCCCUGCUCAUGGGCCACUGGGUGGCAUUCAUGUAGCGCUGGAGACGAAGCUGAGAUUUACAAACACACCAGAAAAAACCCUCCUUUCAAAAAUAACCCAACCUACUGUAAAGGGGACAUUUUUAAAGUCAUAGUUCACCUGAAAUUUGAGUUUUCAGAAAUAAAAACCUGUUGCCAAUUUGUUUUAUGGACACUGUGUGUGACCCUGUGUGAGGACAAUAAGAGGAGUUUGACUUAUCAAUGUGACACCAUUACGCUGAAUAUGAAAACACGCGGUCAAAAAUCAUUAUUAAAGUCACGAAAUGUAAUCUGAUUUGAUGUGAUGUUGCUCUCCUGUCCCAUUUUUCACUUCUUUUAAUGUGGCCACUGUUUUUAUACAUAUGGUGAUGACUACAGUCUGUAAAGAUAGAGCAGGAAUUAAUUAGAUCUGUUUUAAGUUAAGUCUACCUCAAGGAACAAUGUCAGGAUUAGAUGUUAAUGUCAUUUUCUAAUUACCAAAUUUAAAUAUUUUUUUUCAUUGUGUUGCGAAAUCAGUUUCACCCCGGUUCUUUUUUUUUUUUUUUUAUUCCUCGGCCAUCCAGAGACGGCACCGGACUCAGUAGUCAUUUUCACAAAAACCUUUAUUCCUCUUGUUAAGCAUGCAUCUUCUAGAAGGGGAGACGUGGAAGGCCGGUGUCCCUCUGCAGAUCUUCCACUCCUUUGUUUGUUACAGUCAGCUUUAUAGAAGUGACCCCAUCAUAAAACCCCCAUGGUGUGCUGCAAACUCUGUGUCUGUGUGUGUAUGCACGAGCACGUGAGUGUCUGUGUGUGCGCGUACCCGUGUGUCUAUGUGAGUGCACGUACUCGUGUGUAUGUGUGAGUGCAUGUGAGUGAGUGUGCAUGUAGGUGUGGGUGCGUCGUAACAGUCAAAGCACUGUGUGUGUCUCUGUGUAAAUUCCUCUACACAACAUAGAAAACAGAGUUAACAUAUUACAAACACUGAGACCCCCACUCUGCAUCCACUGGGCCAUUGGCCUCUUGUUGUCUUACAUUUACAUUUAAGGUGGAGAGUCUCCUGCAAGCCUACUUCUAAGUUUAUAACAAUUAUGAGUUUUUAUUAAAGGUACAAGCAUCAGCAACCCCCAACUGUAGCUUCCUGUCUCCUUUUAUGACAGCAGACCCUCAGUGUCAAUAAAUUCCUUUCCCUCUAAACAAUUGCACACACUCUCAGGCUACAGCUAAGCCAAACUGAAACACAGACAAAUCCUUCCUUAUUCCUCUGAUCUAAACAAAUUUAACACAUACUAUAAUAAUUAUUUUCUUGUACUCACAAUUGUUACAUAAUUUUGCCUAUGCUGUAUAUUGUGUAUAGGUUAUAUUUUUAAGUAUUGCUUUCGUUGACAUAUUUGCAUAAUUAAAUGUUUUAUGAUCAUUUGUAGAUUUUUAUUAAAGAAUGUUCUUUAAUAUUUAAAACUGUUAUGAAUGUAAAAUAAAUGUGUGAUAUAGCUUCGUGUUGACAUUUAUUCUCCAUGCUAACCGCAUCAUUUUAGAUUAUUUUAGAUUAUUAUUAAGCCUUAGGAACCUUUGUAAUCCUUUUCAGACUGACGUCACUGACUUUGUUUCUCAUUUGUUCUUGGGUUUCUUUAGAUUGUGAUAUGAAGCAUUGUGUUAUGAGGGCAAUAAUCGGGGCUAAGUGUGGCUAGUGAAACUGAACUAAGCUUUCCAAAAAAAAUGUGGUUAAUCAAAGUUAAUUUAUAAUCUAACAAGAAGAGGCAAUUACUUUUUCACACGGUUUCAGGUCGUUUGAACAGCUUUUUUCUUCCUAAUAAAAGAAAUCAUCAUUUACAAACUG